CAAUUGCUAAACGUGUGUACCCACAAUGCAUUGCGAAGGAGCAUGGCCGACUUUGAGCUUGCAGCGUUAUCCUUCUAAGAAUGAACUCCUUGUUCUCUUAGAAAGUGUCCAAUAUUGACGGUUUUAAAGUCACUCCUCCGUUCAAUGUCUCUGUAAAAGUCACGCGAGGAACCGACAAACUCUUCGUCGUGACGCGCUGACCCAGAUCCAGGAUGGCAGGAGUCGGGGCCAAACGAGAGGGGCCGCAGUUCAUCAGCGAGGUUGCCGUGAGGGGAAACGCCGCUGUGCUGGAUUACUGCCGCACGUCCGUGUCGGCUCUGUCCGGAGCGACAGCCGGCAUCCUGGGACUGACGGGACUCCACGGCUUCAUCUUUUACUUCCUGUCCUCCUUCCUCCUCUCCCUGCUGCUCAUCCUCAAAGCGGGCCGGCGGUGGAACAAAUGCUUCAAGUCUCGGCGGCUGCUCUUCACCGGCGGUCUCGUCGGGGGCCUUUUCACUUACGUCCUGUUUUGGACCUUCUUGUACGGAAUGGUGCAUGUGUAUUAAGACAAACACCUCGCCAUGUGUCCAUGUUAAAGCUCCCAAACCUGUAGGUUUGUCUUCCUGCUGUUUGUCCGUACUAAAUUCAAAGUGAGCUGCUGUGUUGAAAGAACUGUUUUUUUAAUCUGCAUUUAUAAAGUUAGUAGCUUCUGCUUUGAUUCAUCCUCAUUAAUGAAGUCAUUUGUUAAUAAAUUAAUUGAUCACGUACAAACUGUGAUGUCUUGUAUAAAAAUAUAGAAAUUGUGAUUAAAUAAAGUUUGACACACUAA
Messenger RNA from Oryzias melastigma (Indian medaka), 808 nucleotides. RefSeq names its product ER membrane protein complex subunit 6 (gene emc6). Gene Ontology annotation, biological process: protein folding in endoplasmic reticulum; autophagosome assembly. Gene Ontology annotation, cellular component: EMC complex; membrane; endoplasmic reticulum. Lineage: Eukaryota; Metazoa; Chordata; Actinopteri; Beloniformes; Adrianichthyidae. The record is from RefSeq and is a predicted model, not a curated record. The transcript is spliced from 2 exons. The coding region runs from base 213 to 545 and encodes 110 amino acids.